AUGGCUCAGGAUGGUCCCUCAGAGCUGGAUAAUUUUUCAGAUGAACUGCGUGGUGUAAUUCCUCGAAGUUUUGAAUACCUCUUCUUCCUCAUCAACAGAGAGGUGGAACGGUCUGGUGGGCUGAAGAGCUUCCUCUGCAAGUGUUCAUUCAUAGAGAUCUACAAUGAGCAGAUUUAUGACCUAUUGGACAGUGUGUCCACCAGCCUGUUCCUGCGAGAGGACAUCAAGAGGGGCGUCUUUGUAGAAGGAGCUGUGGAGAAAUACGCAGCAUCUGCUGCAGAGGCCUAUCAGGUGUUGUCGAUGGGAUGGAGGAACAGGCGAGUGGCGUCCACCUCAAUGAACCGCGAGUCCUCUCGUUCACAUGCAGUGUUCACCAUGACACUGGAGUCAAAGGAGACUGGACAGGAAGUGGUCAACAUCAGGACCUCUCAGCUGAACCUGGUGGAUCUCGCCGGCUCAGAGAGACAGAGGGACACACAUGUGGAGGGUUCACGGCUCAAGGAGGCGAGCAGCAUAAACCGCUCCCUGAUGUGUCUUGGUCAGGUGAUCAUGGCCCUGAUGGAUGUGUCAAAUGGGAAGAACCGUCACAUUUGUUAUAGAGACUCGAAACUGACCUUCCUGCUCAGGGACUCUCUGGGCGGAAACGCUAAAACGUACAUCAUCGCUAACGUUCAUCCUGGCUCCAAGUGCUUUGGAGAGACGCUCUCCACUCUGCAGUUCGCUCAGAGAGCCAAACUCAUCAAAAAUAAGGCUAUGGUAAAUGAGGACACUCAGGGUAAUGUCAGACAACUGCAAGCGGAAGUGAGAAAACUAAAGGAGCAGCUCGCAAAUGCUCUUUCACAAGCUGGUGUCAUAGAGGUCACACCAUCAGACCAGCAAACAGCACACUCUGAGGUUUACUACAAGACGCAGUUCAUUCAGGCCAUGAGCUUCUGGAAGAAGGCACAGGAGGAGAAGAAGGUGCCUUUUAUGUGCAGGUCACAUACAAAAAUUUCGGAGACGCUCUCCACUCUGCAGUUCGCUCAGAGAGCCAAACUCAUCAAAAAUAAGGCUAUGGUAAAUGAGGACACUCAGGGUAAUGUCAGACAACUGCAAGCGGAAGUGAGAAAACUAAAGGAGCAGCUCGCAAAUGCUCUUUCACAAGCGGGUGUCAUAGAGGUCACACCAUCAGACCAGCAAACAGCACACUCUGAGGUUUACUACAAGACGCAGUUCAUUCAGGCCAUGAGCUUCUGGAAGAAGGCACAGGAGGAGAAGAAGGCUCUUCAGGGGAAAGUGUCUCAGCUGGAAGCUGCCUGGGCUCAGAAGGAGAAAUUCGUCCAGUCCAGCCGCAUGAUCCUGAAGUUCAGAGAUGAUCAUAUCGCUCAGCUGAAGAAAGAACUUCAGUCAGGCCAGAGAUCAGACCCUGAUCAGCAGAACCAGCAGCUGCAGGAAGAGAUACGUCUGCUUCGAGAGCAGGUGGAGCACCACCCACGGAUGAUGCGUUAUGCGGCGGAGAACUGCGGCCUGCGGGAGGAGGUUCGAGCGCUGCGUGCUCUGGAUUCUGUCCGCUCUGCGGUCGAGACCAAGGCUCAGUCGUUAACCGCGCUGGAGAAAACCUUCCUGCAGCUGCUGGAGGCUCAGAGAACAGAGGAGAGCACAGGAGCUCCGCCCAUCUACUCCACCCCUGUCACCAUGGAGACGUUGUCCUCAGUUUCUGUGGAGCGGAUGAAGGUUCAGCUGCUGCAGAAACAGUCAGAGCUCACGGCGACAAUUCAAGCCUUCGAGGAAUUCAAGGAGGUCAACAAAAAACAGCUGGCUGAGCUGGAAUCUGAGAAGCGCUACCUCGAGAAGUCCAACAAGCAUCUGGAGACGAUCCUAGAGGCCACUAAAGCCCACAGCAAACAUGAAGUGUCUCAACUCAACAAGAUUCAUGCCGAGACCAUAAAGAUUUUGACCACGCCCACAAAAGCGUAUAAUCUGCGUAAUCGACUGGUGCCGCUGUCUAGCCCAGACCAUCUGAAUGGACAGGAGAAUAUCGACGUCGAUGACAUCCAGAGCGAACAGCCGCCUCCUGAGAUGAGCGAGCUCGCCUGUGAAGCGCUCACUGAAGAACUCAAACAAAUGCAGGAACAGGCUCUCCGUGUUCAGGGCCAGUUGGACGAGGAGGAAGCCAAGAACAGAAAGCUGCUUCAGCAAAUCAGCAAGCUGGAGGAACAGUUUACCACAGCCACGGAGAAGUCCAGUCGCACAGAGGAGAUGUUUGGUGCCGAGCGACACUCACUGCUGGGAGAACAGCAGCGUCUGCAGGAGAGAGUCAGGACGCUGGAGCAGCAGCUGGAAGAUGAACAGAGAGAGAUGGACGUGCUGCGGGUGGAGGUGCGAGAUCUGCGUGUCGCCUUGCAGUCCUCUGAUAAGGAGCUGGAGGCCACACGGACAGAACUGCAGCAGCAGAAAGCAGAGCAUGAGAGGGAGACCACAGAUCUGUCCAGGAGCCUGAUCAGCACACAGCUGCAGCUGGACACCGUCAAGCUGGAGUGGGAGCAGGUGCUGGAGGAGCAGCGUGUUCUUCAGGACACGCAUGACACGCUGCAGGCCGAGUUUCAGUUUGAGCUGGAUCAGCACACACAGCAGAUGGAGCUCAAGAGCCGAGAGUGCUCAGGAAUUCAAGCCAAGAUCAAUGAGUUGCUGCAUGCUCUUCAGGAAGAAAAAGAGCAGAACAACAGUGUGAGAUCCCAGCUGACCGCACACAGAGAGAGUGUGUCCAAAGAGCUUGUGCAGUCUGUAGAAGAGAAUGCCUCACUGAAGAAACACAUUGCGGAGCUGACAAACAAAAAUCAACAACAGAGCGAUGAGAUCAGUGCUCUAAAGCAGAGUGUGUGUUCAUCCAACAUGACAAUCAACAGCCUCAAGCAGAAGAUCGAACAGGACAAAGAUGUGGUGCUGGAGUUGAUGCAGGAGACCAGAGAUCUUCGAAGCGAGGUGGCUGAGAGAGAUCAGACUGUGUGUUUGCUGCGAGGAGAGAUCGCUGACAUCAGUGGCAAGUACAGCACUGUUUGCACUGAGAAAGAGCAGAUGAAGGAGAGCAUGACACACAUGCAGAAUGAACUGCAGGAGCUGCGAGAAGCUUCAGAGAGACGCCUGGCUUCUGACCGUGUAGAGUUGGAGCUGCUUCAGGAAGAUCUGUCCUACGCUACAGAUGAGGUGGAGAGACUCGGUAAAGUGGUGGAGGAGCAGGCUGCUUUACUGGAGACUUCCUGGACCCUGAACACAGAGAAAGAGAACAAUAUAAACUCCCUGAAAGAACAGGUGGAACAGCUGAAUGAGCAGAUUAACCUCCUGAGAGUGAGAGAGUCCGUCAGUCAACCUCCAGAAGCUGCCACUCCCAAAGGAAAAAUACAGACACCGCAGACCCCCUGUGGCUUUGGCUCGAGUCUGUCUCAGGUGCUGGAGUGUCAGGAGAGAGAGCUGGAGAGCCGACGCUCCUCUAUGAUCACCAUGGAGGUUCUGCUGAAAGAGCUCAAUGCAGAACGCACAGCCAAGAACCAAGAGAUCGACAGAUUAAAGGCCCAGCUGAAUGAAAAAGAGAUCGUGCGAAUGGAGAUUCAGACACUGUUGGACAAGUUUUACACCGUCCAGAAUCAACACAAACAGAGUGGCUGUGCGCAAGAAGAUGUGAGGGAGGCCAUACACAUUUCUGUUUUGAGAGAACUACAAGAAGAGAAGAAAAUAAAAAACUCCCUGAUGAUGCAGUUGACUGACGCUCAGACAGAGCUGCAGCGUAAUGAAGUCACUCUUGUCCAGUCUCAGACGUGUGUGCAGGAGCUGACCACUGAGCUUAGGAACCGCUGCCCGGAGCUGCGGGAUCUGCGGCAGAAAGACCAUCAGCAGGAGAUACUGCAGCAGGACAUCGAGGUUCUGAGAAAGCAGGUGGACCAUCUGACCGAGGAGAAUGGGAAGCUGUUGGGUCAUCAGAACCCCAAGCAGAAGAUUGAGUACCUGGUCAAACUGAAAAAGGAGAUCACCAGACUGCAAGAAGAGAAUGGCAAACUCAGACAGUGUCUUCAUAUGGAAGAAGAAAGUCCUAACAACACAGGCCUAUAACAUGCUCACCCUGAACACGC
Sinocyclocheilus rhinocerous is the source of this 4103-nucleotide messenger RNA. RefSeq names its product kinesin-like protein KIF15. The transcript is spliced from 34 exons. Gene Ontology annotation, molecular function: microtubule motor activity; ATP binding; microtubule binding. The coding region runs from base 1 to 4083 and encodes 1360 amino acids. The record is from RefSeq and is a predicted model, not a curated record. Gene Ontology annotation, biological process: microtubule-based movement. Lineage: Eukaryota; Metazoa; Chordata; Actinopteri; Cypriniformes; Cyprinidae.